GCCCGGAGGCGGGGCGGCGCCUGCGGGAGCGGGCCGCGAAGAUGGCAGUGCUCGCGCCUCUCAUUGCGCUGGUGUACUCGGUGCCGCGGCUCUCUCGAUGGCUGGCCCGACCUUACUGUCUUCUGUCGGCCCUGCUUUCCGUGGCUUUCCUCCUCGUGAGGAAACUGCCGCCCAUUUGCGACGGCCUCCCCACGCAGCGCGAAGAUGGCAACCCGUGUGACUUCGACUGGAGAGAAGUGGAGAUCCUGAUGUUCCUCAGUGCCAUCGUGAUGAUGAAGAACCGCAGAUCUAUCACUGUGGAGCAGCAUGUCGGCAACAUCUUCAUGUUUAGUAAAGUGGCCAACGUAAUUCUUUUCUUCCGCCUGGAUAUCCGCAUGGGCCUGCUGUACCUCACUCUCUGCAUAGUGUUCCUGAUGACCUGCAAGCCUCCCCUGUACAUGGGUCCUGAGUACAUCAAGUACUUCAGUGAUAAGACCAUUGACGAAGAACUGGAGCGGGACAAGAGGGUCACUUGGAUUGUGGAGUUCUUUGCCAAUUGGUCUAAUGAUUGCCAGUCAUUUGCUCCCAUCUAUGCUGACUUGUCCCUCAAGUACAACUGUACAGGACUAAAUUUUGGGAAAGUAGAUGUUGGACGUUACACAGAUGUUGGCACACGGUACAAAGUGAGUACGUCCCCCCUCACCAAACAGUUGCCUACCCUCAUCUUGUUCCAAGGUGGCAAGGAGGUAAUUCGACGGCCACAGAUCGACAAGAAAGGACGAGCUGUCUCCUGGACCUUUUCUGAGGAGAAUGUGAUUCGAGAAUUCAACUUGAAUGAGCUAUACCAGCGAGCCAAGAAGCUCUCGAAAGGUGGAGACACGCCAGAAGAGAAGCCUGUGGCCCCUGCUCCCACUGCUGUGCCAGAUGGGGAGAAUAAGAAGGACAAAUAGGAUCCUGCAUCGUUUGUGCUUCCUCUGUCAGUUUCAGGCCCCUUUGUGGCCCAGUUCCAGCUAUAACCACAAUCCUUGCCUGAGGCUGUAGCCUUUUGAUUUCUCCUGUUUGGCUGUGCCUAGGUUGGGGCAGGGUGCCUGCUUCUGAGUUUUCAAGAAGCAUCUAGGGAACCAUGAAGCAUUCUAUGAAGGGCUCUUCUGCCCUGGCCAGCUGUUGCUUGAAGGGAGUGAGCUCAUGGAUGGAUAGAGGUUGAAAGGGUUUCAUUCCAAGGUUGGGUCAUGUGGAAACUGCUGUUCAGCACUUGGAUAUUGCCAGUUUGUUUAGUUAUUCCUCCUAGUGAGCCUGCAAAGCAUAGAUGAAAUUAAACUUUAAUGUUAGAUGUCACAGUAUAUAGCACUAAAAAUUUUUCCUCAAGGACCCUUUCUUUCUUAGGCCUUUCUGGCUUGAUCUGUGGAAAUCAUUCAAUUUAAGGGGUUGCAGAAAGAGCUCAGUGGUUAAGAGGAGUGGCUGUUCUUUCAGAGGACGCGGGUUCCAUUCCUAGCAGCCACAUGAAGGCUGAACUCUAGUCCCUAGUCUCUGGGGCUUCAACAUUCUCCUGGCCUUGGCACCCACUGGAUGCAUGUGGUGCACAAACUCGUGAAAGCAAAAUGCCCAAAAGGGUUGUGUGUGUUGUAAGCAUUGUGGCUGAUCCCAAUGAAAAGCUGCCUGCCAGAAUUUUCAUCAUUGGAAAUAGAAUUGAAUGAUCCCGUUGUAUUAUGGAAACUGAGAGGUAGGGUGGUAAAUUUUGACACAGUCCUUAGUGGGCCCUGAAGAAAAGCCCCGUGGCUGGACAGCUGUUUUCUCCUAUCCACAAAGCUUUCCCUAAUAAAGGGGUUAUUUUGA
Meriones unguiculatus (Mongolian gerbil) is the source of this 1812-nucleotide messenger RNA. RefSeq names its product thioredoxin related transmembrane protein 2 (gene Tmx2). Gene Ontology annotation, molecular function: disulfide oxidoreductase activity. NCBI's taxonomy places the organism in Eukaryota, Metazoa, Chordata, Mammalia, Rodentia, Muridae. Gene Ontology annotation, biological process: brain development. Gene Ontology annotation, cellular component: membrane-bounded organelle. The record is from RefSeq and is a predicted model, not a curated record. The coding region runs from base 42 to 929 and encodes 295 amino acids. The transcript is spliced from 8 exons.